CUUAAAUAUCAUCACGUGACUGUGGUGUUUAUACUGCGCUGGAUAAUGAGCUUCAAACACGCGAAACCGAAUGAAAAGGUUCCUGCAAGCUGCCGGAGAACAUGAGAAACGCGCGGAGGAGAUAUGAACAUCGCCUGAUGCGUCCUCAUCAUAUGGCUCAUCAUAACGUGUCAUAAGCGCCGCGAGGGGCUCCAUGUUUGGGCUCCACUGCUGCUGGAGUCAUGAGAGGCUCUGUGGACCUUCCUCCUGCCUCACUGUCUCAUCGCAAACUCUUGUGCACCCUCUGGCGCUUGCUAGACUCCAAAACUUCUUUGUGUUGCCUGCUUAGCAGAUUGUCUUCCUUGUCUCUGAGGCUGCUCAUUAUUCAGAGACAGCCGGAGCUCAGGUCAUCUGCAGCUGCUGUUCUGAAGAAGAAGAAGAAGAAGAAGAAGAAGAAGGAGGAGGAGGAGGAGGAGGAAGAGGAAGAGAAGCAAGAGGGAAGAUGGCGAACACCCUGCUGCUCUAGACAGGGAACAAGUUCGCAGAAGAUCCAGCAUCCAGCCGUGAGUAUUCGGUUUCACAACCGUCCACAUCUCGCCUCGCUCGUGACGCUCCAUGAUAACGCGCUGGAGCUCGGGAUCCGUGGAGAGGCGCUUUGGGAAUGACCUGGAAAUGCGCUUUUAAUGCUUCCCAGACCCGAGAGGAGCCCCAAACCGAGCGAAUCCUCCAAAAACGGGCACCUUGGAGCUCGUGCAGUGACGCGUUGCUGGAGCGUCUCCUCGCGUGCGCCGCGCGUUUUCCUCCACUGGAAGGAGCGUCGCGUCGCGCCGCCGGUGAGCGCAUCCGAGCGGCGAAACGCGAUGUGACUGGCGCUUUCUUGAAGCCAUUGCACGGAUUUGGAGCUCCGCGUCCAUUAGUCAGUCAGUCACAGACGGACGCGACGCGUGCAAACGCGCGCGCUACGCUCCCGUGACGUGACCAGAGUGUCUCAAUGUGGCGGCGUGAAAAUAGCCUUGUUGUUUUUUCCGCGACGGGCUCCAGGUGUUUCUCGCCGCAGGUGUAGAAUGACACCGAGGCUUCCUCCAGAAAAUGGAGUCUGGAGAACAAAGGUUGACUUUCCCCUGCUGCCACUGGCCACUGCAUGGAGCUGGACGCGCGUUUGGUUUCCCUGAUUUUCCAGGGAGUCCUAAGCGAUGGAAGUGCUGCAGUGCGAUGGCUGUGAUUUCCGUGCAGAGUCGAACGAUGAGCUCAAGGCGCACAUACAAGACGUCCACACGGCCUUCCUGCAGCCCACAGAAGUGGGAGAAGGUGAUGAGUCACCCAGACGGUCCAGGUCAAACUCGUUAAACUCCCUCAGCCAAACAGAGGAUGAGGAAGACUUGAGCAAUCACAAUUAUGACUCGUUGAAAAAGGAAGCAGGUGUUAAACCCUUUAACAAAGACCUUGGGCACAUCUCCGGUUCAAAGAAAGUGAAACGCAUCCAGUCAGCAAAACCUUCAAACAAAACGUUAACUCCAUUUUUCCAGUGCAAGUUCUGUGUGCGGUACUUCAGAUCUAGCUCUUUUCUCAGUGAACACACCAGGAAGGUCCAUGGAGAAGCAAGCGAUGAGAGAUCCCUCAAAACUUCCAAGCAGGCCAGCUGCAGCGCUACGACUUAUGAUGGUGUAGGAACGGUCUUUUCCUGCCAGUAUUGCACUUAUAAAUCCCCACACAGAGCACGGAUUCUGAAACACCAAAAAAUGCAUCACAAAGAAGGGUGCUUUCCAGGCCACUCGGCUCCUCCUGUUGGAGCAGAGGUUUUGGAUUUGCACUCUGACGCCUCCUCCAUUGAAGAACAAUGUGAAGAGUCGCCAGAGGAUGUAGAACGUAAUGUGCUGGAAUCUAUGAUCAAACCCCAGUCAAGAGGAGGCUUUGACUGUGAGUGGUGUGGAUUUCAGACAUCGCAAAGGCAGCAGUUAGCCGAUCACAUGAUGAAGAAACACCGUAACAUGGUGAAGAUCAUGGUAUCCUUGCAACAGCCCAAAAUGCAGGACGGAAGUGCGGGAUCCAGCAAGUCUGAUUCUGCUUCAUCCAGGAGAAGCACUCCAACCUCCAAUUUGAACCUGAACGAUCUAGCGUGCAAUGAAGGUUCCUCCGCAAAUGCCUCGUCAAUCAAAGGAUCCUCUGGCAAUGCAUCACUCAAGACCACUUCAGGGAUAUCAAGUUUUCAGUACUCCCAGCUCACAGCAAAAAUACCCAACAGCACAGGAUCUUCCAUACUGUCAGAGAGAUCGACUUUCACCAUGUCAGAUAUGUCAAGGUCUGGCAUGGAUCUAGAUGCCAGCAUGCUGAAUGAUUCCAGAAGCAGUUCAGAUGAUGAACUCUGUGACUUGGAUGAUCCCAGUUACACAGAGUCAGCUGAGGAUUCUACUAAGCUGCUUCUGUCAGAAGAGGAUAAUGACCUGCUGGAAACUAAAGGAGUUCCAUUCAAAAGACACAUGAACAGGUUCCAGUGCCCUUUCUGCUCCUUCUUGACCAUGCACCGACGUAGUAUUUCUCGUCACAUAGAGAACAUACACUUAUCUGGCAAAGCUACGGUGUAUAAAUGUGACAAGUGCCCCUUUCUUUGCACCAACCCUCUAAAACUUGACACGCACAAACAAUGUCAUGGUGGGUCUUCUGAAUGGAACACUAUGGACUUAACCAGCGAAAGUGUAGAUGGUCCGGCUGAACGCUCCGUGCCAGUGAACGGAGGAAAUGGCAGCUCUAAAAUCAACGGGAAAAAAUCCAGCACAGUCGAGGAACUGCAGGGUCCUCAUCGGUGCUCACUGUGUAACUUUUCCACCAUCACACUGAAAGGUCUACGUGUCCACCAGCAACACAAACACUCAUACUGUGAUGGAACACAAGUCACGGGUCAAGAGGGCUCGUCCAAUGAGCAGCAAGAUUCUGAAUCCGAAUCCUACAGCUCCUCGAGCUUCGUUCAGAAAACUCAGACCUCAAUCCUUGGAUUUUCAACCAAGAAGCAUCUUAUUGGGAAGACAGCAAGAAAGUCUAUCAACGAUUUACCCUUGGAUCUCUCUCCUGUCAAAAAACGGACAAGGAUUGAUGAAAUCGCAAACAAUCUCCAGAGCAAGAUUAGUCAAAGCCAACAGCAUGAAGAUGUGAUUAACCUUGAGGAGAUGGACGACGAUGUGGAGGAGAAUGGGAAUCACAUCGAUUUAGAAACAAGCAAAGAGAGAGAAUCCUCUGAUGCUCGAAGUCAGCACUACACCUUCAACACUCAGCACCUUCAUGUUAGAAAUUCUGGAAGUGUUCAGACAGAGCGUGGUGUUGGGAAAAGAAAACGCAAUCUGCAGUCCAAGCUUGGCUCAAGAAACAUUCCUGUUCAAGUAACCAUUUCUGAUGAUGAAGACAAUUACAGUGCCUCCUUGGAAUCUAAAGAUGCCCAAGAUCAAAGCAGUCAAGAUAGCAGAGAGACAUAUCAAGACAACACUGAAUACAAUACUGAAGAACCUGGGAACCUGUUCUACUGCAAACAUUGUGAGUACCAAAACAAGUCUGCUCGCAGUGUUAGCACACACUACCAGAGGAUGCACCCUUAUAUCAAGUUUAGCUUCAGAUACAUCCUGGACCCAGAGGAUCAGAGUGCAGUCUUCCGUUGUCUCGAGUGCUUCAUCGAAUAUAACAACUUUAAUGAUCUGCACCAGCACUAUAUGACACACCAUCCAGAAGCAAGCAACGUUUUGAACUUUAACCAGCCAGAUCUGGUGUACAUGUGCCGUUUCUGUUCCUACACAAGUCCAAAUGUGCGGAGCCUGAUGCCCCAUUAUCAAAGAAUGCACCCUUCAGUGAAGAUCAACAAUGCCAUGAUCUUCUCCAGCUACAUGGUCGAUCAGCCUCAUAAGGGGGCUGCUGAAUCCCAAACACUGAGGGAAAUCUUGAAUUCUGGGCCCAAGAGUUUCAGAUCCUCCUCAUCUGGGUCCAGAUCAUCAUCCAGUCCAGCUAUCAAAAGCAUCUGCAAAACGCCAGAAGCAAACACUGAGGCUGAAGCUUUUCGAGAAAGUCUGGGUGGUAAUGUGGUGGUUUACGACUGUGAUGUCUGUUCUUUCUCAAGUCCCAACAUGCACUCAGUAUUGGUCCACUAUCAGAAAAAACACCCUGAGCAAAAGGCCUCCUACUUCCGCAUACAGAAGACCAUGCGGGUCAUAUCUGUUGACCAAGCACAGUUGUCAAACAAUUCAACCUACAGCCUGACGAGCACCCCCAAGUCUUCAAAUGUCAUCUUGCCUGUGGCUCUGGAUGAAGAUGUUUACUACUGCAAACACUGUGUCUACAACAACCGCUCUGUAGUGGGCGUUCUGGUCCACUAUCAAAAGCGACAUCCGGAGAUUAAGGUGACGGCAAAGUACAUAAAGCAGGCACCCCCAACUCCGGGACUGCUGAAACUCAUGGAUGAGUUACAGAUCGCACCUCCUAAACAGUUUCUGAAGCAAUUCAACAACAACGGGAUUGAAGGGUCAGGUAAUUCCAACACUAAAGGAGCAUCCGACAAAGGGGAACCUGAAAUGCUGUUCUUCUGCCAACACUGCGACUACGGGAACCGCACUGUGAAGGGGGUCUUGAUUCACUACCAGAAGAAGCACAGGGACGUGAAAGCCAAUGCCGACCUCGUCCGUAGACACACGGCUGUGGUCAGGAGUCAGAGAGAACGAGCACAGAUGAUCCAAGCGGGAAGUUCCACGUCCACUGCAACUGUAGCUACUGAAGCAGAAAAAUCCAGGUCGUUGCGAUCUUUGAAGUGUAGACACUGUGCAUACAUGUCUCCUUAUGUGUAUGCCUUGAAGAAGCAUUUGAAGAAGGAUCAUCCUACUGUGAAGGCCACGGCCAUGACGAUCUUACACUGGGCUUAUCAGGAUGGUGUGUUAGAGGCUGGUUAUCACUGUGAGUGGUGCAUAUAUUCUCACGCUGAACCAAGCGGGCUGCUCAUGCAUUACCAAAGACGCCAUCCUGAGCACAAUGUUGACUACACCUACAUGGCCAGCAAACUAUGGGCUGGUCCUGAUACUUCCACCAGCAGACAAGCUGGGAACUCUGAAACGAAGCAUUACCAAUGCAGAGAUUGUGCCUUUGAGGCGUGCUCCAUCUGGGAUAUUACUAACCAUUACCAAGCGGUGCACCCUUGGGCCAUCAAAGGUGACGAGUCUGUCCUGCUCGACAUUAUCAAGGGGAACCAAGCACCUGAUAAGCUGCUCCCACAACUGCCCAAAGGACACGUUUCAAUGUAUAGUCCAUUCAACAGCAACCAGCAGGAAGAGACUACAGUUGAAGUCAGCCGCCGAACACAUGAGCGACAACCUAAUCUCUCUCUGUCUGCCACGUCGUCUAUCUCAAACAACCCUUACCAGUGCACCGUGUGCUUGUCUGAGUACAACAGUCUUCAUGGGCUUCUGACCCACUAUGGCAAAAAACACCCGGGCAUGAAAGUGAAAGCUGCUGACUUCGCUCAGGAGGCAGACAUCAACCCUAGCUCUGUUUACAAGUGCAGACAAUGUCCAUACGUGAACUCGCGCAUCCAUGGAGUUCUCACACACUACCAGAAACGGCAUCCUUCCAUCAAAGUCACGGCUGAAGACUUUGCCAAUGAUGUCGAGCAGGUAAACGAGUUGGUUAACGAGGGGGAUGAGCGAUCUAAAACACAGAGGCAGGGCUACGGUGCUUACCGCUGCAAGAUGUGCCCUUACACACAUGGCACUUUAGAGAAACUCAAGAUACACUAUGAGAAAUAUCAUAACCAGUCUGCUGCAAACAUUUUCAGAACAGCUGCCAAGCAGUCACCGACCAGAAGAGACGAUUUGGUUGCUGAAUGCAGUAGCAGCAGUGUGACCAAAGUCUCUGAGAUUUGUGACUUUGACCUCGCAAUUCCCGAAGUCGCAAAGAGUGACAAGAAUGCGGUGUUUACAUGUCAGCUGUGCAAAUACUUCUGCUCCACCCGGAAAGGUAUCGCUCGUCACUACCGUAUCAAGCAUAACAAUGUCAGAGCGCAGCCCGAAGGGAAGAACAAUGUCUUUAAAUGUGCACUCUGCUCCUACACCAACCCCAUCCGCAAAGGCCUCGCAGCACACUACCAGAAACGGCACGACAUUGAUGCCUACUACACGCAUUGCUUGGCAGCAUCCAAGACGGUGGGGGAGAAACCGAAAAAGGUGAUGGUGCCCUUGGCGUCAGAGGCAGAGGCUCCAGCGAUGAGCGAAGAGCUAAGGCUUGCGGUGGACCGUAGGAAAUGUUCGCUCUGCUCCUUCCAGGCUUUCAGCAGAAAGAGUAUCGUUUCUCAUUACAUAAAACGCCACCCAGGAGUCUUUCCCAAGAAGCAGCCCUCCAGCAAACUGGGCCGUUACUUCACUGUGAUCUAUUCCAAGGAGGCAGAGAAACCUCCAUCUACGGAGGAGGUGGAAAUCGUUGAAGUUAAGGAUGAGGUGGAACCUGAAGGUGAUGUGGACUGGCUCCCCUUUAAAUGCCUGAAAUGCUUCAAGCUUUCGUUCAGCGCGGUGGAGCUGCUGGUGAUGCAUUACAAUGACUGCCACGACAAGGAGCUCAAGCGGGAUUUCGUCACCAUUCCGAGCCCCGCAGAAGAUGGGACAGAGCUCUACCAGUGCACCCACUGUGAAAUCAAAUUCUUGACUCUUCCAGAACUCGGCGUCCAUCUGAUAAACCACAAUGAGGAUUUCCAGAAAAGAGCCAUGAGGCUUGAACGAAGAAAACAGCUUCAAAGCAAGCAGAGGACGACAGAGCCGCCAGAAGCCAAACCAGAAAAUAAGGUGGAUGGCACCCCCGAUAAGACUCCCAUCGGCUACAGGUGCAACUUCUGCGUGGAGGUCCACUCCACCCUCCGGGCCAUCUGCAACCACCUGAGAAAGCAUGUGCAGUACGGGGAGGCCAAGGAGGGACACGUGAAGCAGGAAGCAGCGGAGAUGCCUGUUGCCGUUCCCGUGGACGGAAUCACCAACGGCGACGUGGCGGAUGUGGUUGCCAUGGACGCUGACCCAUUGGAGACUGGUGCAUCACCGGCUGACGUCACCAUGGAGACGGAGGAGACGGUGGCCGUGGAAACGGAGCCGAUGGUUGGAGCGCUGGAGCCGGAGAAGGAGCGCGUGGUUCCUGGGCAUCCGUGCAGCAUGUGCAAUCGUAUGUUCAUGUCCAUGCAGGGCCUGCGUUCUCACGAGAGGAGCCACACGGCCGUAGCGCUCGUCAACAGAAACGACAAAUACAGCUGCCAGUACUGUCAGUUCGCCUCGCCGUUCAGACACAAUCUGGACCGUCACGUCCAGUCACACCAUGGACAUCAGAAGCCCUUCCGCUGUGAACACACGUAUAAGUGCAUGUCGUGUCCGUUCUCCACCAUGACCAUCAUCCAGCUGAAGGAGCACUCGCUGCAGGAGCACGGAGAGACGCUCACGCUGCCCAAACUCAGAGCUGGAGCCGCGCUGCGCUCCACACGACCCAACGCCGAACACGACGAGCAGAACACGGCCCUCGACCCACAAUGCACCGCGUCUGCGGGGUAUCUGGAGCCAGCAGAUGUUCAGCAGCAGUUGAGUCACUUCCAGCUGGCGUCUCGCGUCCAGGCCGAGGUUUCCUCCAGUCCGCCGCCGCCGCUCGAGAGUCCCGUUCCUCAGGCCCGGCCCGACUCCAUCCUCACCUGUGAGUUCUGCGAGUUCAGCUCCGGCUACAUGCAGAGUCUGCGCAGACAUUACCGCGACCGGCACGGAGGAAAGAAGCUCUUCAAAUGCAAGGACUGCUCCUUCUUCACCUGCUACAAGUCCACGUUUACGCUGCAUGUGGAGGCUGGUCACACCAGCGGCCCCGAGGAGACGCCCAAAGAUCUGCGCUGCCCCUUCUGUCUGUACCACACCAAACACAAGAGCAGCAUGAUCGACCACAUCGUCCUGCACAGAGAGGAGCGCGUGGUCCCACUGGAGGUGUCUCGCUCGAAGCUGUCUCGUCAUCUGGACGGCCUGGUUUUCCGCUGUCACAAAUGCACCUUCACGUGUUCCAGCGAGCAGAACCUGCAGCAGCACAUCCAGAAACACGAGGAGCUGAAGCCCUACCAGUGUCAGCUCUGCUACUAUGACAGCAAACUCUUGCAUGAGCUGGAGAUCCACCUGCGCCAGGAGCACAAGGUGAUCCGUAACUUUGAGCUGGUGGGGCGGGUGAACCUGGACCAGCUGGAGCUGAUGAAGGACAAGACGAAGGACGUGAGCAGCAGCGAGGAGGAGGAGGAGGAGAGAGGAGAAGACGAGACCGUAGAGGAGGCAGACGAAGAGGAGGAGGAAGAGCUGAUGGAGGAUGAAGAGGAGGAGAAGCUUCCGGAGAGCAGACAGAAGGAGACGAGCAGCCAGACCGAGGUGACAGGUGUUGAGGAGUCUCCCAGCGGCAGCGGCGUCAAACGCUAUCCGUGUGAGUUCUGCGGCCGCACCUUCACGCUCGGCUCCGAAUGGGAGCGACACGUCCUUCGACACGGCAUGACUGUUAACGGCAGCAAGAACGACGGCAGUCCUGUGCCCUUGUCAGCGCUGCCUCUGAUUGGUCCAGCAGCUGUGAUUGACAGAGGGCUGGACCUAUCCAGUAACACUGUGGAUCAGUCUGACCAAUCCAAGUGUCCGAUUCAGACUGAGGAAGACAAAGAGACGCAGGAGACCAAAAACGACCCUUAGGAGCAAAACGAAAGCUGUAGAGAAUGUCAUGCGUUCUGUUGUUUCGUCUGUCUGUUCACCGUUUGUUUUGUUGCAGAACAACAUCGGCUGCUUCUUGAGUAUUUGGUUUAAAAAGCUAGAUUUGUGGAAUGUGACGA
Messenger RNA from Sinocyclocheilus anshuiensis, 8809 nucleotides. RefSeq names its product zinc finger protein 462-like. The record is from RefSeq and is a predicted model, not a curated record. Bases 1173 to 8672 code for a protein of 2499 amino acids. The transcript is spliced from 14 exons. Gene Ontology annotation, biological process: positive regulation of transcription by RNA polymerase II. Gene Ontology annotation, cellular component: nucleus. NCBI's taxonomy places the organism in Eukaryota, Metazoa, Chordata, Actinopteri, Cypriniformes, Cyprinidae.